Malurus melanocephalus (red-backed fairy wren) is the source of this 888-nucleotide messenger RNA. RefSeq names its product zinc finger protein 239-like. Lineage: Eukaryota; Metazoa; Chordata; Aves; Passeriformes; Maluridae. Gene Ontology annotation, biological process: central nervous system development; regulation of transcription by RNA polymerase II. Gene Ontology annotation, molecular function: RNA polymerase II cis-regulatory region sequence-specific DNA binding; DNA-binding transcription factor activity, RNA polymerase II-specific. Gene Ontology annotation, cellular component: nucleus. The record is from RefSeq and is a predicted model, not a curated record.
AUGGAGGAGGAGGUUGUGAGGAAGAGGAAGAUGCCCCAGGAUCCCCAGACAGACAAUGAGCUGAGGAUGGAGACCAAGGAGGACAAAUCCCCCCAACAGAACCUCAUGGAAGAACCCAUUCUGAGCGGCUCCACGGCACAGGAAUCCAAUGGGAAGGAAAAGCCCUGGAGAUCCCACACAAGGAGGGGCUCCAAACCAAUCUCAGGGUGCUCUGAGGGGAAAAGACCCACCCUGUGGCAGGAAGGCACCCAGAGCUUCAGCCAGAGCUUGGAGCUGGGGGUCCAUGAGCAGCUUCACGCUGGGGAGAAGCCCUACAAGUGCUUGGAGUGUGGGAAGAGCUUCAGCUGGAGAAACAGCUUGAUCCGUCACCUGCUGAUCCACAGCGGGGUUCCCUACGAGUGUGGGGAAUGUGGGAAGGGCUUCAGCUGCAGCUCCAGCCUGAUCCGCCACCUGAGGUUCCACACCCGGGAGAGGCCCUAUCAGUGUUCUGUGUGUGGGAAGAGGUUUUCAAUCAGCUCAGAUCUCAUGAGACACCAGCGCAUUCACAGGGAGGAGAGGCCCUUCCUCUGCCCCGACUGCAGGAAGGGCUUUAAGGACAACUCCGCCCUCGUCAGGCACCAGCGCAUCCACACUGAAGAAAGGCCCUACAGGUGCUUGGAAUGUGGGAAGAGCUUCAGCCGGAGCUCUGUACUGAUCUGUCACCAAAGAAUCCAUACUGGGGAGAGGCCCUAUGAAUGUUCUGUGUGUGGGAAGACGUUUCAGAGCAGCUCCCAUCUCCUUCGGCACCAGCGCAUCCACACCGGGGAGAGGCCCUACGAGUGUCCCCAGGGUGGGAAGAGCUUCUUAGACAGCUCUACCUUGGCCCGACACCAACGGAGGCACCGGUAA